AAAAAAAUCCGAGAGAGAGAAAGAAAGAGAGAGAGGUAAACAAACAGGCGGGCAGCAGACGUGGUGGUUACUCAGGACACUACUCGCUCACUCUCUCUCUCAGUCAUUCACACGCAAUAACACGUUCUGAAAAUGUCCAAAAAGAAGUAUACUGAGCUGAUGAAGCUGGACAUUUAUGAGAUACUCGGGUUGUCCCUCGGGGCAAAUGAGUCUGAGAUUAAAAAAGCUUACAGGAAGAAGGCAUUGAAAUGCCAUCCAGACAAAAACCCAGACAACCCUGACGCAGCUGCAGAAUUUGACCAGCUGCAGAAAAUUUUGGAAGUUCUUUUAGAUGCAGGAACAAGAAAAGCCUACGACAAGCUUCUCAAAGGGCGUAAGGCAGCGAAACUUCGAGCAAGGGAGGCUGACGCCAAGACUCAGAAGCUGCGGUCAGAGCUUGAGGAGCGGGAGAGGCAGGCACAGGAACAACCACGCCUGUCUGAGGAGGAGAGGUUCCGGCGAGAGUUGAAGCGUCUAGAGGAGGAAGGCCGCAAGCUGAUCGAGGAGGAGCUGGAGAAGGUGAACAGGAAGGUGGAGGAGGAGCUGAGAGGGAGGAAUGGAGCCCCGGGAGGGACGUCUGAGGAGGCCAAGAGUGCUGAAUCUCAGGGCCACAAGAUCAAGGUGAAGUGGACAGCCACUGAGGACUGGCCUGGUUACACAGAGGAGGAGAUUCACCGCCUCUUUUAUAAGUGGGGAGACAUCAAUGCAUUGGUGAUGAAACAGAGGACCAAGAAGGGGACAGCUUUAAUAGAUUACAAGACCAAACAAGGAGCAGACAUGGCUGUGCAGUUUGAGAAGGGUAUGUUAGGCAGACCCAUUGAGGUAACACACAUGACUGCUGAGCCCAAGAAACCAGACGCCAAGGAACGGAAACCCAAGGAAGCAGCAGUGGACCUCAAGCCAAACUAUGAUUACGAGUCAGUGUCUGCCAUGAACCAGAGGAGACAGGCAGAGCGCAGGAAACUCAUCGAACAGAUCAUGCAGGAAGAAGGCAACAGUGAGAGCAGAUGAAGGGGGCUCUGGCCAAGGACAACAAGGCUGAAAAAAGGCCCCUCAGAAGUUACCAGUUAGCAAAGAGUAGUCCAAAGGAUUACCCAAAAUUAUAUGGAAGAUUGUUUCUAUAAGAGCAUAAAAUAGUAUUCACACCUUUUGAAUCUAUAAGGUGGCAAGAGUAAACACAAGGCAUAAUGAAUGGUGUGCCGUCCCUCUUAGCUUCUUUUUAGGGAAGUUUGGAGGCUGAAAGUAUAUAUAUUUAAGCCUACUUUGUCAUUUGAACAUUGUACUUUCUCUCCUUGCUUGUUUUAAGAGAAGUUAGGUGAAUAGAGGGAUAUAUUGAAGUUUACAUUGUCAUUCAAACAUCUUAUCUUCUUCUCUAGCUCAUUUUAAGGAGAGCUAGGAGAAUUUCAACUUUGCACUUUCUCUCCAGGCUUGUUUUAAGGCAAAUUUUUAGGCUGGAAUGAUAUAUUUAAGUCUACGUUACUGUCUCAUCAUUUCCCUUGAUGGAUAUUUUCUAUGUAAAUUCAGGAGUAACUACUGGUAAAUGUCGUGACAUCAAGCAUCAACUCAUGUAUAAAUCCCAAAUAUACAUAUUUUCAAA
Scylla paramamosain (green mud crab) is the source of this 1636-nucleotide messenger RNA. Its product is annotated as dnaJ homolog subfamily C member 17-like. Gene Ontology annotation, cellular component: spliceosomal complex. Gene Ontology annotation, molecular function: RNA binding. Bases 133 to 1050 code for a protein of 305 amino acids. The record is from RefSeq and is a predicted model, not a curated record. Gene Ontology annotation, biological process: spliceosomal complex disassembly. The transcript has 8 exons. NCBI's taxonomy places the organism in Eukaryota, Metazoa, Arthropoda, Malacostraca, Decapoda, Portunidae.